Molecule: messenger RNA, 4713 nt
Organism: Perca flavescens (yellow perch)
Lineage: Eukaryota; Metazoa; Chordata; Actinopteri; Perciformes; Percidae
Product: mucin-2-like
Exons: 27
Coding region: 1-4713 (1570 amino acids)
Cellular component (GO): extracellular matrix
Molecular function (GO): protein binding
Source: RefSeq, a predicted model, not a curated record
AUGAGACUCGCUCACAACAACCAGCUCUGCAGUACAUGGGGUAACUAUCAUUUCAGGACUUUUGAUAGUGAUUUCUUCCAGCUUCCCUCCACUUGCAACUACCUCCUUGCAUCCCAGUGUAAGGGAAGCUAUGGCAGUUUCAAUAUUCAGUUAAAACGGCAGGAGAUGAAUGGGGUCACCACCAUUGAGAAGGUCACCAUGAAACUGGAGGGGGCCAUUGUGGAAUUAGCCAACACUUCCAUCAAAGUCAAUGAUAAACUUGUCACUAUCCCAUUCAGCCAGGUUGGCAUUUCAAUUGAAAGAACUAUCUCCUAUGUCAAAAUCGAGGCAAAGCUGGGUUUGGUCGUCAUGUGGAAUGAAAAAGACGCCCUCUGGGUUGAGCUGGAUGCAAAAUUCAAGAAUCAGACAUGUGGCCUGUGUGGUGACUUCAACGGAAUACAGGUUUAUGAUGAGUUCAUCAAAGCAGGGAAGUCUGUUACUCUUGAAUAUGGGGAGGCCUGGAAGGUCAAUGGUCCAACUGAAGAGUGUGAAGAAAUCUCCUCACCAGCCACACAGACCUGUGCAAGUGAAGUAAGUGAAAAUGGAUUUGCUGACCCACACAAAGACUUCUGUACGAACUUGCUGUCAGGACCUGCAUUGCUCAGCUGUCAAAACCUGGUUGCUACGGACUCCUUCAUCGGAGCCUGUGUGAAGGACCUGUGCCGCUGUAAAAACAAUACUUCAUGUUUGUGUUCAACCAUAUCGGAGUACUCUCGUCAGUGUGCUCAUGCAGGCGGGAAACCUCAGCAAUGGCAAACAGCACAACUGUGUGCAAAAACAUGCCCUUUCAACAUGGAGCAUAAGGAAUGCAGUAGUCCUUGUACUGAUACCUGCAGCAACCAAAAGAGAAGCCAUGUGUGCGAGGAUCACUGCGUAGAUGGAUGCUUCUGUCCAAAUGGGACUGUCUUUGACGACAUUACACAAAGUGGGUGUGUUGCUGUUGACUCGUGCUCCUGCUUACACCAUGGCAAGCCGUACAAGCCAGGGGAAUCAUACUCAAGGGCAUGUCGAAACUGCACCUGUACCCAGGGUCAGUGGCGUUGCAAAGAUAUGGACUGUCCUGGUGUCUGCUCUGUGCUGGGUGGCUCCCACAUCUCCACCUAUGAUGGUAAAACUUAUACUUUCCAUGGAGACUGCUCUUAUGUUCUCUCCAAGGAAACAAAUGGGACUUUCAGUGUCCUUGGUGACCUGGCCACAUGUAAAAGAUCAGAUAAAUCAACUUGCCUGACUGCAGUCACCCUACUACUGCCUAAAUACAUGAUGAUUGUAGUAGAAGCCAGCGGACAUGUUUCGUAUAACAAACUGAUCACUCAACUGCCUCUGUUCAUGGAUGACAUUAUGAUCUUCAAACCAUCGACAUUCUUUAUUGUAAUCCACACCAACUAUGGGCUUGAUCUCGAGAUUCAGCUUUCACCCAUUAUGCAGAUCUACAUCAAAGCCAGUGUUUCCAAUAAGGGACAACUCACGGGUAUUUGUGGAGAUUUUAAUGAUGUGCAAGCUGAUGACUUCAGAACCACAAAUGGAUUAACUGAGGGAACGGCUGGGACAUUUGUCAACACAUGGAAGACCAGGACAAGCUGCUCCGAUGUGACAAACAUACUUGGGGACCCCUGCCUUUUGAGCAUAGACAAUGAGAAAUAUGCAAAACAUUGGUGCGCCUUGCUGUCGGACCCAAAAGGGAUGUUUGCAUUGUGCCAUUCUGUAAUAAAUCCAAAACGCUAUCAAGAUUCUUGUAUUUAUGACACCUGUGCCUGUGAUAACAGUGAGGAGUGCAUGUGUGCUGCCAUAUAUUCCUAUGUCCAUGCAUGUGCUGCUGAAGGUGUCUUAUUUAAUGGAUGGAGAAACACCAUAUGCGAGAAAUACACGACUGGCUGCCCUUCUACUUUUGUGUAUGGCUACCAAAUGACAAGCUGUGGUCGCACCUGCCGCUCUCUUAGUCAGUCAGACUUAACAUGUGCGGUUGAAUUUACUCCGCUUGAUGGCUGCGGCUGUGCUGAAGGAACUUACCUGAAUGAGGAGGGUGAGUGUGUGUCUGCCUCACAAUGCUCCUGCCAUGUGGGAGACACAGUGGUACGCCCCGGGCAGGUCAUCAGCGUCCAUGGACAAACCUGCUCCUGUCAUAGUGGAGAACUAAGAUCAUGCACCGAGCCAAUGGUUUUUUUCAACUGCUCAAGCGCAAAGCCAGGUGACAUGGGAUCCGAGUGCCAAAAAAGCUGCCAGACCCUGGACACAGAAUGUGUCAGUACACAGUGUAUGUCAGGCUGUGUAUGUCCUGCUGGCCUGCUAGCUGAUGGUAAAGGAGGCUGUAUUACAGAGGAGAACUGUCCCUGCACAUAUAAUGGAGAAUACUAUAAUUCUGGACAGACUGUCACUGUGGACUGCAAUACCUGCACUUGCAAAAGGAGAAAAUGGGAUUGUACACUUCGUGAGUGUGAUGGAACCUGUACCAUAUAUGGAGAAGGGCAUUACAUCACUUUUGAUGAUAAGAAAUUCUCCUUUAAUGGAGACUGUGGCUAUGUCUUCGCUAAGGAUUACUGCGGAGACGAUAUGAAUGGCACCUUUAGGGUCCUGACUGAGAGCAUCCCAUGUGGAACAACUGAAAGCAUUUGCUCGACUGCUAUCAAACUCUACUUAGGGAACCAUGAAAUUGUUCUUUCAGAGGAAAAUGUCAGAGUUAUCAAACAAAGCAAAGGGGUCGACAUACCAUAUCAAGUCCACACUAUGGGCAUAUAUCUUGUCAUUGAGGCAAAGAAUGGUCUUGUUCUCAUUUGGAAUAAGAAGACAACACUCAUGAUCCAACUCAAGUCCACAUUCAAGGGGAAAGUCUGUGGUCUAUGUGGGAAUUAUGAUGGAAACAUCAAGAACGAUUUUACCACCAGAAACAAAGAAGUUGUGGUUGAAGCCCUUGAGUUUGGAAACAGCUGGAAAGUGUCACCUACCUGCCCUAAUGCAAACACACUAAAAAAUCCCUGCAUGCUGUACUCACACAGGCAGGCAUGGGCAUUAAAACACUGCAGCAUUAUUAACAGCAAAGUAUUUGCUGGUUGCCACUCAAAGGUGGAUCCAAAAAACUAUUAUGAUGCCUGUGUGACAGACACAUGUUCCUGCAACACAGGAGGAGAUUGUGAGUGUUUCUGCUCAGCUGUAGCAGCCUACGCAGCAGCCUGUAAUGAGGCCGGAGCUUGUGUGAAAUGGAGAACUCCCACAAUUUGUCCUCUGUUCUGUGAUUUUUACAACUCUGAUGGAAAGUGUGAAUGGCACUAUGAGCCUUGUGGAAAAAAAUGCAUGAAGACAUGCCGGAAUCCCUCAGGAGUAUGCUACAAUCACAUUCCAGCAUUAGAAGGCUGCUAUCCAAGUUGCCCAUCUGAGCGCUCUUAUUUGGAAGAAGAUACCAUGAAGUGUGUGUCACUGGAGGAAUGUGGCUGCUAUGAUAAUGAAGGGAAGCAUUAUGAAGAAGGUGUGGUCAUGCCUCCAAGGGAAAAUUGUCAAAACUGUUAUUGUUCUUCAACAAAAGUUAAGUGCAGCUAUGACGUCCAAGCUUGCACCUGUUUAUAUAAAGGAAAGAUUUACAAGUAUGGAGAUACAGUCUAUGACACAGGUGAUGGAGAUGGAAACUGUAUCAGAGCUGUUUGUGGGGAAAAUGGAAAUAUUACCAGAAUCAUGGAGACUUGCCCAACUACAUCCACCCAGGCACCAACAACAACAACAGUCUUUGUUUUUACCACGCCAGUUUUUACCACAACAGUGACAGAAAAACCUACUACAACAAUCGUCACAGAAAAACCUAACACAACAGCCACUGAAAAACCUACCACAACAACAAUCACAGGAGAACCUACCACAACAAGAGCCACAGAAAAACCUCCCACAACAACCAUCACAGGAGAACCUACCACAACAAAAGCCACAGAAAAACCUACCACAACAGCCACAGGAGAACCUCCCACAACAACCAUCACAGGAGAACCUACCACAACAACAGCCACAGAACAACCUUCCACAACAACCAUCACAGGAGAACCUACCACAACAACAGCCACAGAAAAACCUCCCACAACAACCAUCACAGGAAAACCUACCACAACAAAAGCCACAGAAAAACCUACCACAACAGCCACAGGAGAACCUGCCACAACAAUGGUCACAGAAAAACCUAACACAACAACAGCCACAGAACAACCUCCCACAACAACCAUCACAGGAGAACCUACCACAACAACAUCUGUCACAGAAAAACCUACCACAACAGCCACAGGAGAACCUAACACAACAACAGCCACAGAACAACCUCCCACAACAACAUCUGUCACAGAAAAACCUACCACAACAACACUCAACCACCACAGCAACGACAGAAACAUCUACCAAAACAAAAGUCACAGGAGAAUCUACCACAAAAGCCACAGAGAAACCUACCACAACAGCCACAGAAAAACCUACCACAACAACCCAUGUAGUAGUAACAUAUCCAGAGGUUACAACAUCAAUAUCAACAAGACAACACGAAAAACAUACCACAACAACAGCCGCAGAACAACCUCCCUCAACAACCAUCACAGCAGAACCUACAACAACAGUCACAGAAAAACUUACCACAACAACAUCUGUCACAGAAAAACCUACCACAACAGCCACAGGAGAACCUACCACAACAAUCAUCACAGAAAAACCUAA